Messenger RNA from Anoplophora glabripennis (Asian longhorned beetle), 599 nucleotides. RefSeq names its product cytochrome P450 4C1-like. Gene Ontology annotation, molecular function: heme binding; iron ion binding; monooxygenase activity. Lineage: Eukaryota; Metazoa; Arthropoda; Insecta; Coleoptera; Cerambycidae. The record is from RefSeq and is a predicted model, not a curated record. The transcript is spliced from 3 exons. The coding region runs from base 19 to 582 and encodes 187 amino acids.
GGUCACGAUACUACUUCGAUGGCAAUAUGUUUUUCUCUGAUGGCACUUGCAAAUGAAGAAAAUAUUCAAAAAGAAAUAUUGGAAGAAAUCGAAGAAGUUCUCGGACAUUCCGGGAAAUUGCCUACGUAUAACGACCUUGCUGAAUUGAAAUUUAUGGAGAGAUGUAUUAAAGAAUGCUUAAGAUUGUAUCCGAGCGUGCCUCUCAUAGCGAGAGUCGCUGGCGAAGAUAUCAAAACACACACCGGCUAUAUAAUACCCAAAGGAUGUGACAUUAACAUUUACAUCUACGACUUACACCGGUCUACUCAGCACUGGGAAAACCCGGAAAAGUUCGAUCCCGACAGGUUCUUACCCGAACAUGUUGCGAGGAGACAUCCCUUUGCUUAUUUACCCUUCAGCGCUGGAUUUAGGAAUUGUAUAGGUCAAAAAUUUGCUAUUUUGGAAAUAAAGGCUGCGCUAUGUGGUAUACUAAGAAAGUUUAAAUUAGAAGCUGUAGACACACCACAACAGAUAAAGUACAAAUCCGACUUAGUCUUAAGGCCUGUUGGAGAAGUUAGAGUAAAAUUUGUUUUACGAAAAUAAAGGUUUUUCCAGUUUUA